GGCACCUUUGCAUCGGAGGAUCUUCACGGUCGCCGGCCGGGCCCGCCCGUGCACCGCGUGGGAGCAGGAUUCCCAGCCGUGGUCCGUCCGGUCCGUCCUCACGGAGCUUUCAUACCCGCCUACUCCCGUUCAGCCCGGCCGUCUCCCACAAACUUCGUGGCAGGCAGGCGAGACCACGACUCCGACCGUCUUCGCGGCAGUCCGAGUCCAACGCCUCCGCCUCCCGUCCGACUUCGUGGUAAAACCUCCGCGAUUUCCCCCACCCCCUUCCCCUCCCUCCUACAAAUAACCCCCACCAGUACCACCCACCGCAUGCGCGACGAGAAGCAGCAGCUGGCGCGCGAGUCUUGACUUUGCCGGAGCAAGAGGAGAGGAGGAAGGGAGGGAGCUUGGGAGCAGGAAGGAAGGGAGAGAGAGGAAGCUAUGGAGAAGGCAAUCGACAGGCAGCGGAUUCUGCUGCGGCACCUCGACCCCGCGGCGAGCCCCACGCUGCCUGCCAUCUCCGCGAGCGCGUGCGCGGCGGGGGACAGCGCGGCGUACCACCGGAGUGCGGGCUUCGCCGACGACGUCGUCAUCGUCGCCGCCUACAGGACUGCGAUUUGCAAGGCCAAGAGAGGGGGUUUCAAGGAUUCGUUUGCUGAGGACCUCUUGGUUCCUGUCUUCAAGGCUUUGGUAGAUAAAACAAAGCUGAACCCGAGCGAAGUUGGUGACAUUGUUGUCGGUACCGUCUUAGCUCCUGGGUCCCAAAGGGCAAUUGAAUGCAGAAUGGCCGCGCUGUAUGCUGGUUUCCCUGACACUGUUCCUCUUAGGACUGUAAACAGGCAGUGCUCCUCUGGGCUUCAGGCAGUUGCAGAUGUUGCUGCUGCUAUUAAAGCAGGUUUCUAUGAUAUUGGUAUUGCUGCUGGCCUGGAGUCCAUGACAGUGAACCAAGUUCGUCUUGAUGGGCAAGUGAAUCCCAAAGUUGAGCUAUUUUCUCAAGCACGUGAUUGCCUUCUCCCAAUGGGCCUCACAUCUGAGAAUGUUGCACACCGAUUUGGCAUAACACGACUGGAGCAAGAUCAAGCUGCUGUUGAGUCCCACAGGAAGGCUGCUGCAGCAGCAGGUGCUGGUAAAUUCAGCGAAGAAAUUAUUCCAGUUCAUACAAAGAUUGUCAAUCCAAAAACUGGCGAGGAAAAGGAGAUUGUAGUCUCAGCAGAUGAUGGAAUCCGAGCAGAUACUUCGCUGGCAAUCCUGUCAAAACUUAAACCAGCAUUUUCGAAGGAUGGCAGCACUACUGCUGGAAAUGCUAGCCAAGUGAGUGAUGGCGCAGGAGCUGUCUUGCUGAUGCGACAAGAUGUUGCUAUGCGAAAGGGGCUUCCAAUUCUUGGUGUAUUCAGGAGCUUUGCUGCAGUUGGAGUUGAUCCAGCUGUAAUGGGUAUUGGUCCUGCUGUUGCAAUCCCUGCAGCAGUGAAAGCUGCUGGCCUCCAAAUUGAUGAUAUUGACCUUUUUGAAAUUAACGAGGCUUUUGCAUCUCAAUAUGUGUACUGCUGCAAAAAGUUGGAACUUGAUCCAGCAAAAGUCAAUGUUAAUGGAGGUGCAAUUGCUCUUGGACACCCAUUAGGUGCUACAGGUGCGCGAUGCGUCAGUACUCUUCUCAAUGAGAUGAAGCGGCGUGGCAAAGACUGCCGCUUUGGAGUAAUUUCUAUGUGCAUAGGUUCCGGGAUGGGUGCUGCUGCUGUAUUUGAGCGGGGAGACGCCGUGGAUGAGCUCACCAAUGCUCGGGGGAUCCUGUCCCAUAACUGGCUUUCGAAGGACGCAAUGUGAUUAUACCAUAAAAUUUGUGGAACUGGUUGUAUUGUUUUCAAGUCACACCAGAAGGCGUAUUGAGGAAUAAAGUGAUUUGUGUAUCUGUCGCCCCUGCUGGGGGAUAAGAAUAACUAAUACUCCAUCAAUGUUUGAACUUGGUUAGUUGAUAAUCGUGGUUAGUUGGAAA
Messenger RNA from Phragmites australis (common reed), 1972 nucleotides. RefSeq names its product 3-ketoacyl-CoA thiolase 2, peroxisomal-like. NCBI's taxonomy places the organism in Eukaryota, Viridiplantae, Streptophyta, Magnoliopsida, Poales, Poaceae. Gene Ontology annotation, biological process: fatty acid beta-oxidation; phenylacetate catabolic process. Gene Ontology annotation, molecular function: acetyl-CoA C-acyltransferase activity. Bases 424 to 1803 code for a protein of 459 amino acids. The record is from RefSeq and is a predicted model, not a curated record. The transcript is spliced from 14 exons. Gene Ontology annotation, cellular component: peroxisome.